AUGGCCACCACUUUUGAGAGUUCUGACCCAGCUGUCUACAAAGAGUAUGAAGCUCAGUGGUCCACUCUCCCCACUGACGCUGAGGGCUGGAUCAAGCGUGCCAAAGAUGUCGCUCAAGUCCUAGCAAAAGACGCUCCAGCUCGAGAGCGCGCAAACAAGUCUCCAAAGGCAGAAGUUGCUCUUCUCAAGCACUCUGGUCUUCUCAAGAUCCUCGGUCCGGCUAAAUAUGGCGGUGGUGAACAGCCAUGGAGUAUUGGCUUCAGAGCAAUUCGCGAAGUCGCCAAGACGGAUGGGUCUGUUGGCAUGCUUCUCGGCUACCAUCUCGUCUGGUCCACAACCGCCAACGUAGUCGGAACUCCUGAGCAGGCAGACCGCACGCACAAACUAAUCAUCUCAAACAACUACUUCGUCGGCGGUGCCGUGAACCCUCGCGACAACGAUCUCAAGAUCACUUCCAACGGAGAUAAGAUUGUCUUCAAUGGUUUCAAGAACUUUAGCACUGGCGGUGUGAUCUCAGACUUGACUGUUCUUGAGGGUGUUUAUGGUGAGAAGGAAGAGCACAUCUUUGCUAUUGUUCCGACGCAGCAGCCUGGCAUUCAGUUUAAGCAUAACUGGGAUAAUGUUGGGCUGAGGCUUACGGAGUCGGGGGGUGUUAAUAUCGAGAAUGUUGAGGCUCCAUGGGGUGAUGCCUUGGGAUGGGAUGUUGAGGCCAAGAAGCCUGAUCCCAAGAUAUUGGCUAUUCCAUUUACCAGCCUCUUUUUGCCGACAAUUCAGCUUAACUUUGCCAACCUUUACCUCGGCAUUGCGGCUGGUGCUCUUGAGUUCGCCAAGGAGUAUACUCUCAAGAACACUCGCGCCUGGCCCUUCGGCGGCGAUAACAAGGAGAAAGCAACAGACGAAUUCUACGUCCUCUCCACCUACGGCAACUUCUUCGCCCACCUCCGCGCCACCGAAGCACUCGCGGAGAAAGUCAACGCCGAAGCAGACUCCCUCUACGCAAAGUACUCACAAGAUCGCUCUGCCGUUACAGCCGAGCAACGCGGUGAAUUUGCCGAAUGGGUCGCCAGUCUCAAGGUCGUCACUACAGACACUGGUCUUAAGAUCACGUCGGGAGUGUUUGAAGUUACGGGUUCGAGGUCGACAGCUGCCAAGGUUGGGUUAGAUAGGUUCUGGAGGGAUUUGAGAACGCAUACGCUACAUGAUCCUGUGGCGUAUAAGAAUAGGGAGUUGGGAAGUCAUGAUGUUAGAUAUCUCACAGGAUAA
Messenger RNA from Fusarium subglutinans, 1263 nucleotides. RefSeq names its product acyl dehydrogenase. Gene Ontology annotation, biological process: L-leucine catabolic process. Lineage: Eukaryota; Fungi; Ascomycota; Sordariomycetes; Hypocreales; Nectriaceae. Gene Ontology annotation, molecular function: 3-methylbutanoyl-CoA dehydrogenase activity; flavin adenine dinucleotide binding. The coding region runs from base 1 to 1263 and encodes 420 amino acids. The record is from RefSeq and is a predicted model, not a curated record. The transcript has 5 exons.